Molecule: messenger RNA, 1686 nt
Organism: Rhodamnia argentea
Lineage: Eukaryota; Viridiplantae; Streptophyta; Magnoliopsida; Myrtales; Myrtaceae
Product: tyrosine N-monooxygenase-like
Exons: 2
Coding region: 1-1587 (528 amino acids)
Molecular function (GO): heme binding; oxidoreductase activity, acting on paired donors, with incorporation or reduction of molecular oxygen; iron ion binding
Source: RefSeq, a predicted model, not a curated record
AUGACGGGUUUCACCACCUUGGCCUAUGUCGUACUUCUCAUGGCACUAGUCAUCUUACACAAUCUCAUUAAACUAUUUUGGUGCAAAAGCGUGAAAGGGCAAUCCAAGCCGCUCCCACUGCCUCCGGGGCCCGUCCCGUGGCCAUUCGUUGGCUGCGCCCCAGAUAUGCUCCAGAACAAGCCCGUGGGCCGGUGGAUCCUUCGUUGGAUGGAGGAUAUGGAUGCCGACAUCGCGUGCUUCCGCAUAGGGAACACGCACGUCAUUCCUGUAACCGACCCGAACAUUGCCCAGGAGUUCCUCAGGAACCAAGACGGCACAUUCAUGUCGAGGCCUGUAUCGAUGGCAGCCCAAGCGUUUAGCGGUGGCUACGCAACCACUGUCACCUCUCCCUAUGGGGAGCAGUGGAAGAAGAUGAGGCGGGUCCUAACGUCAGAGAUCAUAUGCCCGGCGCGACACAAGUGGCUCCACGACAAGAGGGCGGAGGAAGCCGAUAACCUAGUGAAGCAUGUCUUCAACCAAUGCCAAACCCUAGGGCAAGUGGACUUGAGGCACACGACAAGGCACUACUGUGGGAACGUGAUAAGAAGGUUGGUGUUCAACAAGAGGUACUUCGGCGAAGGAAGGCAAGAUGGAGGACCAACCAUUGAUGAAGAACAACAUGUGGACGCACUGUUCAACGCACUGAACUACCUCUACGCAUUCUGUGUAUCCGAUUACUUCCCAUUCUUGGUGGGGCUGGACCUUGAUGGGCAUGAGAAGGUAGUGAGAGAUUGCACGACGACGUUUCGGAGGUUGCACGAGCCAAUCAUAAACGAGAGAAUCGAGCAAUGGAGGAACGAUUCGAGUUCGCAGAGUAAUGGAAAAGAGCCUCAAGACUUGUUGGAUGUUCUUAUUAUGCUUAAAGACUCACGAGGGAAGCCAUUGCUAACGCCGCAUGAAGUCAAAGCGCAGGCUACGGAAAUUAUGAUGGCCGCAGUAGACAAUCCAUCAAAUGCAGUGGAAUGGGCAAUGGCGGAGAUGAUAAAUAGGCCCGAACUCCUUAAGAAAGCCAAAGAAGAAUUAGAUAGAGUUGUGGGACAGGAGAGGUUGGUCCAAGAGUCCGAUAUCCCCCAGCUCAACUACAUCAAGGCAUGCGCUAGGGAGGCCUUCAGGCUCCACCCGAUCGCGCCCUUCAACGUCCCGCACGUCGCCUUGUCGGACGCCGUCGUGGCCGGCUACCGCAUCCCUAGGGGCAGCCACAUCUUGGUGAGCCGGAUGGGCCUUGGCAGAAACCCUAGAGUGUGGGACGAGCCCCUCAAGUUCAAGCCGGAGCGGCACAUCAUGAGCGAUGCCGUGGAAGUCGUGCUCACGGAGCCUCACUUGCGAUUCAUUUCCUUUAGCACGGGCCGGCGCGGGUGCAUUGCCGCCCAGCUUGGGACAACGAUGACAGUGAUGCUCCUUGCCAGGCUAAUUCAGGGGUUCAACUGGAGCAUGCCCCCUAAUGUUUCGAACAUCAAUCUUAAUGAGUCGAGGAACGACUUGUCCCUUGCCGAGCCGUUGGUUGUUCAAGCUGAGCCGUGCCUACCGAACCAUCUCUAUCCAAUAUAGAGAAAUAUGUGAAUUUAGCAUAUUCUUCAUGUGACAUCUCAUAAUAUCACCCUAUCAAUCGAACUAUGUCCUAGACUUUUUAAUAAUUUAUUGUGAAAG